AUUUUCAAGGUGGUCAGACCGGGAAUUAAUUCGUUCAUGAGUCGGUUCGGCUGUGUUUGCUCAUCCCUGCGACAUUCGUUUAACCGCGAGCGAUUUAUGAGGAAUACUUCCAAGCCAUCCUAUAAUCUCCAAUCAGAGAUUGAGCUGUAAUGGCUGUGCGACUGGAAAUCGACGCCGAGAAGAAGAAAGACCCGAACCAAGCGAUCGAUUUGUCGAAGUGCAAUCUCCACUCGAGGAAAGAAUUCGACCGAGCUGUCGAGAGAAUUCCUGAUCUGAAAAUCAAGGACGAAAAAGUUCGGUUGGACGACGUGAAAAUUCAGCAGUCGCAGUUCAGCUUCUUCUCAUCCAGGACGGAAGUGCUGAUAUCGAAGAAUGUUCCCCAGCGUGGAUUAGCAGAGAAUGUGUCGGAAUAUGAAUUUCAAAACCCGGUGCCAACUUCGAUGCAGGCCGUUCGCAUUGAAGAUGUAAGCACAGUGGACAUCAACUGGCGCAUGUUAACGCUGGCUCGACCGAUGAACAAACUUGAAGAAGAAAUAUUUAGCAGGUUCGUGGCUCUGGAUAAAUUGAAAAGAAGCUCUCGCCAAUCCGAAGCCGGCCGAGUGCCGCCGAAGAAACAGAUAAUCCAUAAAAUCCCCCGAGAGAAAGGUGCAAGUCAGCACAGUCGAGGAUCGAAAGGCGGCAGUGCAGUUCCGGCAACGAGAUUCCCGGCGUGCAAAGAAUGCAACGAGGAAUUGUGCAACGGUGGCUGCAAAAAUUUCAACUAUGACUUCUCCACCCGGAUCGUGAUCGAGGAUAAAGAGAAGGACAGCGAUGAUAAACCGCAAGGCAUGACUCUGAAAGCGCUGCUGCAGGGAUCUGCCGGGAAUCAAAAGAAAAGCUCGUCGAAAAAUCGCUCGUCUAAAGUACCAAGAUUCAGGCGCAAGAAAAAUAAAAAAUCGUCUGCGAAUUCGGAAACAUGAAUCGCGCCGGCUGUGAAUUUCCUCGAUACAGUACUUCGAACCACCAGCUGCCUGUUAAACAGGUGCUGGUCAUUUGAUUCGUCAACCCGUAUUUUGAUGAAAUUUCACUCUAGCCUGCGGGACUUUUACCGUUAAACCAUGAUUGCUUGCGUGCGGCUCUCAUCUGCGUAAAAUAGCCA
This is a messenger RNA of Notodromas monacha, 1138 nucleotides long. NCBI's taxonomy places the organism in Eukaryota, Metazoa, Arthropoda, Ostracoda, Podocopida, Cyprididae. The record is from the annotation of a GenBank genome assembly.